GUAGAGCGGCGGCGCGGGCGGAGGGAGCGCCAGUCGGGGCCGGGACGCCGGAGAAGAAGGAAGGAAGGGGAGAAAGAAGCCAGGAAAAGAAGGAAGGAAGGAAGGGGACCCCGUUCGGAGCGGAAUCGGCGCUGCCGGGGCAACCGGAGCGGGAGAUGGGAAGGCGAGGAGUCCGGAAGGAAGUGGAUUAAGCGAAUUGGACGCUGAAGAAGGAGGAGGAGCAGGGGGAGGGGGGCGGCGGCGGCGGCGGCGGAGGAUGGUGCGCCCGGAGGAGGAGGGCGAGGAGGAGGAGGAGGAGGAGGAGGAAGCAGCGCCCCCGGGCCCCCGGAAGUGCCGCCGCCCCCGCCGCCCGGCUUCCGCUUCCCCUUCCGCUUCCUCUUCCUCGGCGCGGCUGCUGGGCCUGCUGCUGGCGCUGCUCCGCCUGGCCUCUCCGCUCCUGGCCAAGAACCUCGAGCCCGUCGCCUGGACCGCCGCCAGCCACAAGUUUGUGCCGGGGAGGGGGCUGGUCAUCUACCCGGAGAUCGGGGACAAGCUGGACAUCAUCUGCCCGAAGGCGGACCCCUCCCGGCCCUACGAGUACUACAAGCUGUACCUGGUGCGGCGGGAGCAGGCCGAGUCCUGCAGCACCGUCAUGGACCCCAACGUGCUGGUGACCUGCAACCGGCCCGAGCAGGAGAUCCGCUUCACCAUCAAGUUCCAGGAGUUCAGCCCCAACUACAUGGGCCUCGAGUUCAAGCGCCUCCAGGACUACUUCAUCACCUCCACGUCCAACGGCUCCUUGGAGGGACUGGAGAACCGGGAAGGAGGGGUCUGCCAGACGCGCUCCAUGAAGAUCGUCAUGAAAGUGGGGCAGGAUCCCAACGCGGUGAUGCCUGAGCAGCUGACCACCAGCCGGCCCAGCAAGGAGGCGGACAACACCGUGAAGAUCGCCACCCAGAGCCCCCGGCACAGGCCCCCCUCCGUGGGGGAGGACCCCGGGAAGCCAGAUCCCGUGAACCAGGACGGGGCAGGGGACGCGCAGAGCCCCACGGACGGCUUCUUCAGCUCGAAGGUGGCGGUCUUUGCGGCCAUCGGGGCCGGGUGCGUCAUCUUCAUCCUCAUCAUCAUCUUCCUGGUGGUGCUCCUGAUCAAGAUCCGGAAGCGGCACCGCAAGCACACGCAGCAGCGGGCCGCCGCCCUCUCGCUCAGCACGCUGGCCAGCCCCAAGUGCGGGGGCGGGGGCGGCCCCGGGGGCAACGCGGGCUCCGAGCCCAGUGACAUAAUCAUCCCUUUGCGGACUACAGAGAACAACUACUGCCCGCACUACGAAAAGGUCAGCGGGGACUACGGGCACCCGGUCUACAUUGUGCAGGAGAUGCCCCCGCAGAGUCCCGCAAACAUUUACUACAAGGUCUGACCGGGGUGGCCCCCCCACCCAUAAGAGGAAGAGCAACGGAGGCAGGAUGGACGGAGGAAGAGGGGAAGGCGCUCACGGGAGGGGACCCGGCGGCUUUCCUCCUCAGGAGCGAGCUUGCCCCGCACAGAGAGAGAGAGCGCCCGGCCCCCGCCAGCGGCAAAGGAGGCCCCAAAGGCACGGCAGGGCCCUCCGACUCCUAGUAUUUAGUUUUGUAGUCUGGAGCUUUUUUAAUCCUAAGACUUGUGGAGGGGGGAGGGGGAGGAGGAGGAGGAGGCCAAGAUGGAGUCGACGCCUGAGGAGGUUGCCCCCUCGUUCCCCCUCCUCUGACUCCCGACCCCUCCCCGACCCCCAGCACGUUCCGCGGCCCCUUUGCUUGGGCUUGGUGCCUUUCCUCACUCAACUCGGACACGUCCGGCGGUGCCCUCCUCCUCCGCCCGGGGGGCGAUCCGCCGCCGCCACCACCAUAGUCAUCCAUCACCAUCGCCACCUCCACCGUUGCGGCCGGCUUUCCUGGGGCUGCCCCACCUGCGCUCAUUGUUAUGUUUUCAAGUAUUUGUGGGGAGGGGGCAUUGCGGGGGGAGGGGGGCUGUGCCAUGUUGUGUUGGUUAAGGGGACGGAGCUGGCCAGUGGCCCAAGGAGCACAGAGAGGCAUGGAGCCCGGAGGAGGAGGAGGAGGAGGAGGAAGGGCGCUCAUGAAGACAAGGAAGCGGUCAGUCCAGCCCACCUUCCUCGUUUGUUAUUUUGCAAUAUUUCUUGUUUUGUAUUUGUUUUUCUCCAGCCGAGGAACAUUGGAAAGCUCUGAGUCCCGGAUACCCCUCACGUAGGCUUCUCCCUCUCCCUCUGCCACUGGAUUGUUGAAGGCUCUCAGGGUCGUGCGGUUCCCGGGCUGAAUGGCCAGUGUCUUCAGGAAGCAUUUCUCCUUUUUGCGUCUUGCUCCAUCUGUGGCCACUGGCAUCUUCAGAGGAUCUGAAGGAGGUCGAGCAAAUAUAUA
This is a messenger RNA of Anolis sagrei ordinatus, 2387 nucleotides long. RefSeq names its product ephrin B1 (gene EFNB1). Lineage: Eukaryota; Metazoa; Chordata; Lepidosauria; Squamata; Anolidae. Gene Ontology annotation, biological process: ephrin receptor signaling pathway; axon guidance. The record is from RefSeq and is a predicted model, not a curated record. Gene Ontology annotation, molecular function: ephrin receptor binding. Gene Ontology annotation, cellular component: plasma membrane.